UAGCCUCAGGUUGUAACGAAGUGAAAGAGACGCAAACUCUUAAAAAAAGUUCUCCUCUCUCCUCCUUACCGUUAUUGUGUCUCGAAGGGAUAUUGCGCGUCGCUCGCUUCCAAAUAAUGACAGUUUUUUCUGGGUUGGUGUGCACGAGUUUUUCGUUCUCGGGCUUUGAUCGUGCUAUUUUAGUGCAAUAGUUUUAAGUGUGGAAUACAACUCUUGCCGCCUUUCGCUUGUAUUGCAACGAGCCAAUCUAGCCAAGAAUCCAGAUCACAUGGCCUCAACAUGACAUAUUCAUCAUGGAGGCCUCGGCUAAAAUGCAGGCAAGAAUGUCCAAAGUUUGGAGGUGAAAUCCUUAGAAGAUGCCAAGAAAGCUCAAAUCGCAAGAUGGGAAUCCGUAUGAGGUCAUACGGGGCAUGUGGGAAGGUGCUUACGUGUCUCAUUUUAUUCGACUUUUCCAAAAGAAAUUCGGUUUCAGUUGCUUAACGACACAGGAUUUAGAAGAAGCUCUAGUUGAAGAGGAGAGUGUUACACUUGCCGAUAUUUUUGCCAGAUUAUUGCGAUUUGUUACUGGAAAUUUGGAUAUUUUGAUAGCUAACUUUGAAACAUUCUUACGAAAUCUGUUGAUAAAAGAAAAAGCUGUUGUUCCUCGUUUCCUUGAUAAUGGGACUACUUGGCAGGACUUAGCUCCUGAAGAAAAGCUUGGAACACUGAAGUGGCUUAUUGAUCAUGUUUAUCAAGAAAAAGAAGAAGACAUUGCUGAUUUUUUGGAUGAAAAUUAUUCUGCGGACGAUUUGAGAGGCAUUUGUGCUGGACAAGACGCUUUUAAUAAUGUUUACUGGUAUUUAGAUGAUUUGAGAUUAUAUCGUGAAUUUCCCCCUAAGAAGCAAAACAAGAGAGAUUGGGAAUGUGUUUGCUUGACUUUGUCUGACUGGCAAUCUUUUAUCAAGCAGUUUCGCAAAACUUCAAAUCUUCAAGAAAAAGAACUGUAUACCUACUUAAAUUUUGAGUUAUACCCAAUUGUUGAAAUUCAGCUUUUGCAGAAAAAACCUCGCCAAAGUAAAGAAGAAAUAAAUAAAUCCCUCAUAAGGCGGGAGCGAGAAGAUCUGGAUGUCAUGCUUGAAAAAAAGACAUUUCUUGAAUGUAAUAAUGUUACUAAUAAGUCAGAUGUGAAUGGAACUGAUUCUGUUUCUGUUGAAAAGCAUAAUGGUGCAGUUUCCCCAUUAAAAAUUUCUAGUGUAAGUGGAAAUGACUUUUCAGAUUUUUUAGAAAAAAGUGAAGAGAGUGAAAAAAAUUCUACUAUGAACCAUUGCGAUGGUCACCUGAAUAUAAAUGAAAGUGUAUGUUCAAUUAGCAGUAGCUUGGAUGGUUCUACAAUGGACAUAAAACCUAACACUGAGUCCAGCAUGUGCCCCAAUUUGUGCUCGACUUCUUGUGCAACUUCUUGUAACAACAAACAAGAAAGCUGUGUUUACAGUAGCGCUAGUACCACCUCUUGUGAGAAAAAUACAAAUUGUACCACAUCUCCAAGUGCAAUUGCAACUACAUCAGCUAUGUCAUUAUCUCAAGAUAAUGCUCAAGAAGUGCAACAACCUUUGAGUGAUAUUCCAAGUGAUAGCAGCUCUGUUACUAGCAACAAAGAAAAUGCCCCUCCAUCAUCUGGGAACACUACAAGUGAAAUCCCACCUAUGUCAGCUAUGUCCAAUAUGCUGGGGUCCACAUCUACACCUGCUACUACAGCUUCCGUCCAGCCAUUACCAAGUAAUAUGGUCAAUAAGACGUCAUUCCAAAUGGAAACACAGUACAUGCAGCAACAAAGUCAAAUAUUUGUGUUUUCAACAGCACUUGCCAAUAAAGCUGCUGAAUCAUAUUUAUCUGGUCAUUUUCCUUCCAUCAUAGCUUUUCAUUGUGCACAGCCUGGGACUAAGUCUUUUCUUGAAAAAUACCCUUUGAAAGUUCAGCAGUUUAAUCGGCAAAAUCCUGCUGCAUGGUUGAAUUCUCUUGCUCAAAUGAAACAAUCAGGUCGUCAAAUGAAAACUAUGAACCAAUUUCCUGGACCACAUACUUUAAAUAAUCGUUUUCCAGGACCUUCAAGUGGACCAGUUAUGAGUCCAUGUACAGGUUCUUGUAAUAUGCAUAGUCCAGGUAUGUGUUCUACUCCACGUCCGCCAUCAGCUUGGCCUAAUAACUGCACUGGAGCAAAUAUGAUGCCCCCCAUGUCUGGUGAUAUGUGUCAACAAACAUGGUCUGGUCAACAGUUUCCACCUGGAUCAUCUACGUCAACUAUGAAUAACAGAUUCCCUUUGCCCCAAAACAUGGGUGUUAGGCAAAUGGGGCCUUCAGGAAGUCCACUUUUAGGUUGCAUGAAUAAUGCAAAUCCUAAUGUUAGUGGUACAUCUUUUCAAAAUCCUAACAUGCCAUUAAAUCAAGGUCCUGGAGGGCCAUUGACGGGAGUGAAAGUUCCUGAUGAAAAUUUAACUCCCCAACAACGUCAACAUAGAGAAGAACAGCUUGCAAUGAUUAGAAAAAUGCAACAGAUCCUUUUCCCAGAGCAACAGCAAAUGGAACCUGUUCAAGGUGGAAUGGGACCUCAGGGUGGAAUGGGGCCUAACAUGGGACCUGUUCUUAGUGGAAUGCCUUCUCAGCAUGCUUCACAUUCAAGGUUUGGGUCUGGUGAUAUGUGUGUGCAUCCUGGAAUGGAUGCUUGUUUCAGCCCCCAUCAAUCAUGUAUGAGUGAGCAUGAACAUUCUCAUCCACCUUCUGAUAUGUACAUGGGGAAUUCUAUGGUAGGUCCAGGCUUUCCACAACAAAACUUUCCUGGAGGUUCUGCUUCAGCCCAAAUGGAAUGGCAAAAGCUUAAACACCAGUUCUAUGAGGAAAGAUGUAAAAAACAAGUUUGUGGUUCGGUUCCAUUAUCUCAUUCUUUAGUAGAAUCUGAAAUUCAGCAGGCUGCUGCACAACAAGUUCAGUCUAUGCAACCACAACAGUCAAUGUCUCAACCUCAAACUCCUCAGCAGCAGCAAACCAUAAACAGUCCAAGUCCUAGUAUGGGUCUUAGUCCUGGUACACGGAUGCAAGGACCUCCACCUCCAUAUCAUCAAACAAAUAGAAGGACUAUGCCAAGUCCUCAUCCUGCAUCCCCAAAUACUAGCUCACUUUCAUUGCCUUCACCACAUAUGGCUUCAGGAUUACCAUCUCCAGCUGAUCCAUCUAGACAAUUCCCACUCCCUACACCUCCUGGCCCAAGAUUACCUCACCCUAGUCCUGGUCCAACUACACCUGUUGGGAGUAAUAGUUUGCAUACUACUCCUUUAAAUUCUCCAAAACCCCUUAGUACUUCUGGCCCUUCAUCUAAUAGUGGGGCACUCAUCAGAACCCCAACAACACCAUCCAACAAUAAUGCAUCAACACCUACCAGUACACCAACUAGUUCAUGUACUCCUGCAAUAUGUAAUUCUGGCCCUGGUACGCCUGCAAGCUCAUGUGCUUCAAACAGAAAGCAAAGCCAGUCUUGUACUAGUGAUAUCCAAGAUUCUAAUUCUUUAGGUUCUGCAACUACAUUAAAUACUGAAUUUGGAUCUUGUCCAAUUUCAGCUGCCAGUAAUGCACAAGAUCUGUUUUGCUCUAGCAUUCAUUCAUGUAAUCAGUCUUCUGCGAAACAAGAGAGCUGUGCUGGGCAUGGUGGAAUGUGUCCAAAAGAACCAAGUCUCAUGCCUGUUCCUUCUCCUCAACAAAUUCAAUAUCUAAAUGCUUUUGAUGGGCAAGAACUCACCAUUCAAAAGCAACCUAAUACAAGUAUUAGAGAUUUAGAUAUAAUGUCUCCAGCAAGUAUAACUCCUUCCAUUGUCAUGAGUGCUGGUUCUCAUUCUCAGUAUCAGAGUCCAGAGGCAGUGUCCUUUCCUAAUACUCCAGGAAGCUGCCCUUCUGUUUUGGAGAAUAGCCAAGACAGCUUGACUGGCCGUUAUCCCAUAUCAGCACCAGCUAGUAUGGAUGGCAGCAUGCAGCGUUUCACUGCUCCAAGUCCUCAAAUGCCUGCGUUUAAUUCUGGAAAUAGUCAUAUGAUGACGGGAAAUGAUAAUGGCAUGUCAAGAUUUCCGGGUGCUUCAAAUUUAGAUAUUAGGAUGCCUGGACCAGGACCUGUUAAUACUAAUUCUUUAGAUGAUGGCAGUGGAGGAAACAGAUUUCCUGGUCCAGGAUCACAAGGUUCUAUGUUUGGACCUGGUCCUACAAAUAACAUGAAUAUUAUGCCACGCUUUCCUACUGGUGUUUCUGAAUCUAUGCAGAGAUUCCGUGGUCCGAGUCCUCAUGGCAACAUGGAUAUGGUUCAAUCACGUUUUAUGGGCCCAAGUCCCCAUAUGUCAUGCAUUGAGAGCAUGCCACAAUCCUCCCAAAUGAAUAAUUUAGGGCCUGAUACUGUACCCCACAUACCUCCACAAUCGUUUCCUAAUUCAGCUCAUACAAUGACUUCAAGCAGUAGUCCUUGUGUUGGUAGUAACUUUAUGGUUGAUGGGAAUUUACCUCAUUCCCAUUUACAAAAUUUGCAGAAAAUGACACCUCCUUUUGAAAGCAUUUCAGGAAACAAGAUACCUCCUGAAGUUAUAUCACCGUUAGGGCAAUGCUCAAAUUCAUCAGCUAAUGGGUCUAAUAUGAGUAUGCCAUCUUAUGAUGGUUCAAAUUCUUUAGUAUCUACUCCUCAAGUAGGUCCAUCUCAGCGGCUCUCUCAUUUUGAUCCAAUUGCAUCAAUGGCAGCAAUGAGUGAGUCAACAGUUCCUUUAGUAUCUGCUGCUGGAAAUGCUCAAAAUUCUCAGAACAUGAUUGCACCUAAUAUGAAUAUGCAAGUCCCUGGAAACACAGGAAAUUCGAAUCAGCCUAAUAUGAUGAAUUUCCAUUCUAAUAUGCAAUCAAUGCAAAACUCUUCUGCAUGUUCUAUGCCAAAUCAGCGUCCGCAGUUCAGUGUCCACAAUCAAAUGACUCAUAAUGCUGGAUGUGGAACACAAAAUGUAAAUAGUUCUUAUGUCAAUACAACCAUGCCUAUCCAGCAAAUGAAUUUGCAAAACGUUGUAACAACGGCAUAUAAUCUUAAUGCACAAGAUCCGAAUAUGAAUUCUCAUCCAAUGCAUGUUGGUUGCCAGGGUAACGGUGCAAGCACAAUCAGUUGUUCUGUGACUACUAACCAUCCAAUUAUGCAUACUGCUGUUACUACAAGAACAAAUUCUAAUGUAGGAAUGCCUGGACCAAGGCAUGGGCCACAAAAUUUUCCAGGUCAGCCAAGUGUACAGAGGACUGUUUCUCCAGCUGGUUCAGGUUCUCCUACUAUGAUGGGAAGAGCUCCAUUUAAUUCUGCAAAUGUUCAAGUCAAAGCAGGUGCUCCAAACACAAUACAAUACCUACCUGCACGCCAGCAAAAUGCUACUUCUGUACCUGGACGUGGUCUGGAGUUCCUCCAAAGGUAUGCUGCCCCAUUAACAAAUCUUGAUAACAAGGUACCAACGCACAAUCUUCAAUACUUUCCCAACAGUGGAGGUUCCCAUCCGCCAGUGCCAUAUGGUGGUGUUGGUAUGAAUUCAAAUUCACCAAAUAUGGCACCCAAUAUGAUGAACAAUCCAAGGCCUGUAAAUAUGAUGAUGGGACCUAUGAUGAGGGGAGCUAGUCCAAAUCCUAGUGGUCAAAUAUUCCCUGGUCCUAUUGGUUCUGGUCUUCCUAAUGUUGAACCAGCUAUGUUUGGCCGUCCUCCUUGUCCAUCUGUUAACAAUCAAAUGAUUCCUAUGAAUGCAAUGGGUGGGGGUCAAAAUGUUGGUAUGUUUCCAAAUAAACAAAUGCCAUUGCCAAUGGGUGGGAUGGCUCCUGAUACUACUCAACCAUUACCUCCUUCCAUGGGCCAGUCAUUCAAUUAUAAACAGUCUCCAUUUUAUGGUCCCACUACUGCUGAUCCUAAUUAUGCUGUACAGUUUCAUAAUUUCCAACAACAACUUUAUGCUACAAAUACAAAGGGAAGUCAGAUGAAUUUACAAAAUAAUAUGACUGGACCAGGCUUUUUUGGAACUAAAUGAAUGUAUCUGAGUUUUAAAAUGCUGUUGGUGCCAUUUUCAGGUGUUAUUUGAAUGAACUGUGUGCUGCUAAAGAGGUGGUUGUGUAGAUAUCUACGCCCCUUUUUACGUUCCUGCCACUGUGGCUUUAUUCUUGUAUUAUUAAGGACAAAUAAUAGUCAUUUGUUGUUCAACUUGUAAAUAAUUUCACAACAUUCUGUAGAUUAAAUCUUGUACAGAUUCUUUUAUUGUUUGUAUAUAAAUUUCUUCGCCAUUUGUGUAUAAGCUCACAUGUUAUUUUAUUGUUCUAAAAAUAUUCUGUUAACUCACUGUGGAGUGUCAAUUUGCUCAAUAUGUUUUAACUGAAGUUUUGACUUCACAACACAACUAUAGACUCUGAAAGGUGGUUAAUUAAUAAAAAAGGAAAGAAAUAUUGUUGCUUUUAAUGGAGCAUGAAACUUUUUCUGUCUGCAUAUUGAUUUCAAAACAUCAUUGAGUACCUGGUUGAAUGCUUCAUUCAAACCUACUGUUACUUCAUAUUUUAUUUCAGACAAUCCUCAAGAAAACAAGUUACUUAUAUUUGUGCCAUUGUGACUAUAUGUCACUCUUUAUAUAUUUUUUAUUCUGUACAUAAAUGUCUGUUAAUUUUGUUCUGUGAUGAAGAAAUUGUGUUGUAUAGAUGCAUCUCUCCUUUGUAAUUGUGUCAUGCAGUUUGUUAUUUUAUUUGGGAACUGGACUGUUCUUAGGCCAGGCAGUAGUCUUGAAUCUUUUUUGUUUGAUUUAUUUACUACCUCAUAGCAAGUCAGAUAAAUAUACUUACACAUUGUUAUUAUUUUGUCUCCCUAAAGUCUACUUCAGACAUGGAAAUAAAAUAACAGUCUUGAAAUUUAUUUUUGAAUUCAUUCAUUUUAUAUAUAUGUCCCCCCCCCCCCUCCUUCUUGCUUCCUGCAAUAUUUUGGUUUCCCAUCUAAUGUUAUUAUUUUAAAAUUUUAGUUAUAUCAUUCUGCAAUAAUUUAUGAUCAGAUUCAAAGUACUGCUUUGUUGAAUUUAUAAACCAUCAUUAUAUUUUAAAUGCUUCUUAAGAAAUAUUUUCUCUCUUGAAAUGAAUUUUAUUUAUUAUUCCGUAUAAUAAGUGUUAAAAAAGAUUACAAUGUAUAGUAUAAAAUUCUAUAUUAAAAAGUUAAAAUCGGCUUGGAAUUUUAAGAAAUGUAUAUAAAGGUUGAUUUAUGUAAGACACUAAUUUUUUAUUGAUCUUUUUUUUCUGAUAAAAAGUUAUAUUAAAUUAUUCUGGAAUACUCAGAAGCAUGCAUUACCUGUUUUGUAUAAAGCUAUAAUGUUUUAAAGUUAUUUUAAAUAUAAUUUUUAUUUUAAUAUAAAUAAGUUCUUAUAAAAGCAGACAUUUUGAUUAUUACCCUUGUAUUUAAAUAUGCUGUGCAUCUUUCAAGUACUAAAAUUUAUAUUUUUUAUUGGAAUUUUGAGAAAUCUUGUUUACAGGCAUAUUACAUGCAAUUACUAUCAGAAGCAUUUGGGGAAUUAUUGAAUUAAUAUUUUAUUUUAAUUAAUUAUUAUGUAAUAAUUAUAAAUAAUUCAAAUAAGACAAAUUACAUUAUAAGGUAAACAUUUUAGUAAUUAUUUUUUCAGUGCAUCUUUGCAAUUCAUCUUGCUUGUUAAUGCUUAUACUUAAAAAUGCUUUGGUAUUGCAUUCAGGUGAAAUUAAUUUUUUUUCGUCCUCUUAUUAAUAUCCAUGACAGUUAAAUAUUAGUUACAUCAGAAGGGAUGCCAUCCAACUUUUGUUUUAGUAUGCUUUUGCAAAUUAAAUAUAGAAUGUAUACAUCAAUUAUAUUGGUUAUUUCGUACUUAAAAAGGCUUUCACGGAAAAUAUAUAUUUAUCAUUGAGUCAGCAAAAAUUCAAAGCCAGUUUUCUGAAGUCACAGCAUAAACUUUAUUUUUAAAUUUUAUUUGUUAUACUUUUUCAAAUUUCAAAUAAAGUAUUUUUUAACUAAGUAAUUUAAAGUGUCUCAAUUUUAUUUGCUGGGUCUAUAAAGAUCCUUGGAUAUAAUUCACCACAUUAAUUCAUAUUAUAAAUAAUAAUAAGCUUUACCAGAGAAUAGUGAACUACUUCAGUGUUCCUGGCAAAUACAAUGCUUAAUGUAUCUUCUUAAAUUAAUAUACAUUGUCUGUAUUUUCAAAAGGAAAAAAAGCCUUAAAAUUAAUCUUCCUCCUCAUAAUACUUCUUCAGUUAUUGAGUAUUACUACUUUUUAUUAAAAUCCCUCUUCUCGGUUAUACAGUGUAUAUUCAGUAUAUAUGCAAUAGAAAGGGUAGAUUGUAAAAGGUUAUACAGUUUUAAGAUACUAAAAAUUGCAAAAUAUUCAACUUUUUCACAUUCAGUAUGGCUAACAUUUUGCAAAAAAAUCUUUUGGGAGUAAUUUUUCGCAUGUGUAUUUAGGUUAGCAAAAACUUUAUACUUUAAUUACAUUUUUUUUGUUGCUGUUUAUAAUUUUGUUUGUUUUUCGGAAGUUUCACUGUUUAUUUUUUUCUUUGUUGUCUGUUAAUACAUAAUUUACAAUAUACACUUUAUGAAGUGUAAGCAUGCAUCUACAUAUUUUCUGAUGUAUUGAAAAACAGUUACGGAAUCUGCCUUUGUUGAAAUGAAUUGCAUUACAUGGAUUGAAAUUUCAUUUUAAUCAUAUGCAGACUGAAAAUAUUGUUGAUAUUAUAACUUGCAGUAACUAUGUAAAGUUGAUUACGUAGGUAAAUACUAUAUUAAUUAAAAGUAACUAAAGUACUGAAAAAUAGCAUCAUUUCAACCUUGAUUUUAAUUAUUUGUAUGAUAAAUUCAUAAAUUGUGUUAUAAAAUUUGAAUUUGGCAGUAUGUAUAUUAAUUCUUAAACUGUGGAAAAUUUAGCAAAAGAUGUGUUCUGUGUUAUUUUAUAUAAUUUGUUAAUCAUUUGUCUGUCGUUGAAAUUUUAUUUAUCUAGCAUCGAACUCACGAUUUUCUAAUGUUUAUGAAAACUUUUUUAAAUGUCCACUGGCAAUUUGUUAUUUUUUAAAAGUCGUUCAUGAUGAAUUUUGUACUUAUGAAAUCUAAAUUAUGAAUUUAUGUAAAAAGUAAAAACCAUCUUUCUUGGAAGUAUAUAAUAAAAACGUUUUUAUUACCGAAACUAUCAAGUUUUAUGUUUAGUUUUCCAAAAAAUGUUCUUAUUUCUUCUUACAGUAUUUGCUAGCAAUUUAAAACAAGUCUUUCAUUUCCACUAUGGUAUUUAUGCCUUACAAAAUGGAUGAUAAGUGUCUUUAUUCAGUAAGGUGAUUCAUAUUGUUUUUCAAAAUGAUGAGAGUUCAAAAUUAAAUCUUUUAGAAAAUUUCAUAUAUCAUUUCAUACUUAGUUUAUUAAUUUUUUUUAUAAACAUAAAAGCUAAUUUUCUCUGUUGAUAUAUCAUUUAAACUUGCUUUUUAAUUAAUAUACAUAUGACAAUAUUGUGUUAUUUCUUUCCUUUGUUUUCUCCCCUUAAAUUAUGAAGUCAGAUGGUAUUAAUUUUCAUUAUUUACUAUUAAUACUCCACACUUUAUUUCAAUUUUGAGUUAUUUAUUAUUAAAUUUUAAGGGAAAAUAUAUGCUUCAUUAAUAGAUUGGAGGAAGAAGUAUCUCAAAAUUAUCAAUCACUUGAAACCGGUGAUAUUUCUGCCAUAAAGUAAUUAAAGAAUUGGAGUAUGUGAAGCCUCGGAUCCAUAAGAAUAUUUAAUAGUGGUACUGGAAAGAGUGCUAUUUAAAAUACUCUGGAUUUUGUAAGAUCAAGAAUUAAUUGCUUAAAUAACUUGCUUCACUUUGAUGUUUUGAUUCCUCUUUUAAAUUUCCUAUUCUUUUCAGAAGUUUUAAAUGAAAUUUCUUUUUAAAAUGUUAUUAGUAUUUUGAUAUUUGAUGAAUUGAAUUUUAAAACUUUUGAGAGUUUAAGUGUAUGAAGGCAUUCAAGAUAAUCAGUUUUGUGUGUGUUUUCUUAAGAAAUAAAUUUGUUCUUAGAUAAAUUCCGAAUUGUUUGUCGCGUGACAAACUUCGUUUCUCUACUGCUUUACCUCAUGGGAGAAUAGUAAGUUUUUAACGUAAUGAAGGGAAAUUUAUGUAUAGUUUCAUACAUUUUAUUAUUUUUUUAACUAAAAAUUAUUUGUUCCUUUGAAAAGGAAAUUGAAUUAUAUAUAAGUAUAUCGGAAAAAAAAAAAGCUAAAUUGAUGUGUCUUACAUGAAUUAAUCCUUAAUCUGGAAUAUUUUUUAUGAAUUUCAUUUUUUAAAAAUUUUAUUCUCUUUUAAAAGUAAAAUCAUGAUUUAAGUUUUUAAUGUACUUUUUAAAGAAUAUUGUCGGCUGUUCCUUGUGUAUAUUUCGCAUGUUUUCAUUAAACUUCCCCCUAACUUGUUCACAUAUUUAUACAUAAUUUCCUCCGAAUGUGUUUAUGUGUUUUGAUUAUAGCGGUUUUUUCGACUAAUUGAAAUUCAUCCCGUGUAGCUUCAAAUGUGUGUUGGGUGUAUUAAUGUUAUUGUUACUUAAUAAAUAAAUAAAUUUGUUAAGAAUCUAAAAAAAUUGUAGGCAAUGUUAUCAAUUCUAUUUUCAUAAGUAGUAUAUUAUAAGCAUUCAAAAACAGUCAUUUUCGAUUAUUUGAACGUUUUCAAGAAAAUUUUGAUGUUUCAUUUCGAAUGUCGUCUCUUUUUUUCGAUGGUAAGUAAUACUUUCGAUCCUAAUGAUUAACUUAAAAAAAAUUCGUAAUAAAUUUUAAUUUUGUUUUAUGAAAUAUUCAUUGAUUUGCAUUAAUUUUUAUGAAAACAAAAGAAUCAAAAUCCGUGUAAGUUAAAUUCAAAACUAAAUAAAUUCUUCAUUAAUGCUUUUUUUUUAAGAUAAUGCAUAAAUCAUUGUAGUGAUUUGGAAUUUGUAACUGACUCUUCUUGCUCGGUUUUUUUAAAAUACUUAGUUUGAUAAUGAAUAAAGACUUUAAGACAUUGCACUAACAGUUUUAAAAUUUUAUUUUUUUAGGCAUUAAUUUUGGAUAAAAUAAGCAAAACUAGUAAAAAUUCCUAUGAUUCCUAGUGGAUAUAAUUCAUUUUAGUACUUUCAUAUUUUACUGAUUGCUUUUCACUUUCAACAAAACUACAAAAUUCGCUUGUUUGAAAUUACGCGUUUAUUUCUUACUUUAUUGUUUUAUUUUCAUAUAACUUUGUUUGAAAACUUUGAUUAAAGUAGUCGAUCUCAAAGUCAACAAUGAUACAUUUCUAAGAUUAAAUAUAUCAGGCUUCAAUGCUUGCUACAGUUGAAAAUAAAAUUUACUAAAAUUAUUAUCGCUUAUAUAAGUAUAUAUAAGUAUACUGUGUAAAACUCAUAGCAGAGAACGUUUAAUUUAAACUUAUGCAUUAUUUUUUUUUUUUUUUCCAAAUUGCAAUGUUCAUCGAAUUAUGUUUUCUUUCAAAGAGUAAGAUUUCUCCCUACAUUUGUUCUUCCUUUUACAUUGCAAUUGAUUAAUUUUGUAAUUUGGCAAUUAAACGUAUAUUGCUGUUCUUAAUUUUGAAACGUUUCUGAUAAACUAGUUUUUAAAAAUAUAUUUUAUAGCUUCUUUUCUGUAAACCACUUGCAUUAAUACUUUUUGUCGAAAAUGGUUUUUAUAGCAUGUGAGAAAAUUCACCUAUGUAUGUAUAAAGGAUAAAAGUUUUAUUCAAGAGUCAAAGAAUAUUUUAAAAUUGAAAUUAAAUUUAUGUAAAAAAAAAAGUCCCGGUGACGAUUAGAAAUGUGAAAUGAUGUAAAAUAUUUGAAUGAAUAAAAUUAAUUGAUAAGAUAUUAAAAAUAUAUAAUUUAGUUCUGACAAUCACUCAUUAGAAAUAAAUUAUUUCAAAAUAAUGUUGGAAUUACAAAUUAUUUUUUUCACUGUAAAAAUUUUAAGAAUUUAAAAUAUUUGAAGCUAUGUUCAAAUGUUGUCUGAAGUAUAUUUUUGAUAAAUUUUAUACUUCUCAUUUGACAUCCGAAAAUGUAA
Argiope bruennichi is the source of this 12023-nucleotide messenger RNA. It is a transcript of the gene lgs, whose product is annotated as protein BCL9 homolog. The record is from RefSeq and is a predicted model, not a curated record. Bases 357 to 6044 code for a protein of 1895 amino acids. Gene Ontology annotation, cellular component: RSF complex. The transcript has 14 exons. Gene Ontology annotation, biological process: regulation of DNA-templated transcription. NCBI's taxonomy places the organism in Eukaryota, Metazoa, Arthropoda, Arachnida, Araneae, Araneidae.